AUGUCCGGUGAUGACGUCAGCGCCAGUUGGAUCGCUGCAAAUGGAGAUCAAAAGUCUUUAUUGACUCUAGCUCACAAGUUGUGUCUGGGUUUUUUGCUCUCCAGAGAAGUGGCUAACUUUCUCUGCUUUCCUCCUGUUUUUGAGAAAGCCAUUCAGUCACUUUGGGGCUGUUCAUGGGUCUUUGAAUUCGUCAACCAAGCUUACCGCAAGAUGCUUGACCAUAAUGUACUAAAUAUCUGA
Messenger RNA from Dicrocoelium dendriticum, 240 nucleotides. The record is from the annotation of a GenBank genome assembly. Lineage: Eukaryota; Metazoa; Platyhelminthes; Trematoda; Plagiorchiida; Dicrocoeliidae.